Rattus norvegicus (Norway rat) is the source of this 5768-nucleotide messenger RNA. Lineage: Eukaryota; Metazoa; Chordata; Mammalia; Rodentia; Muridae. The record is from RefSeq and is a predicted model, not a curated record.
GGAAGAAGGGUUUGCACCAACAGACUGGCUUCUCGGGAUGGAGCAGUACGAGACUCCCCGAAACCUAUUUUUGUGGGCCAUCGGGGGCUUUUUGUUUUCCUUUUGGAAAGUGAAAGCAGUCAACUGGUUUCUGUCAUCGCAAGAUGCAAAACUUCGGGGCAUGCGCUGGCCACUGAGAUUUGUCUCCCUUCACUGGUCUGGGUUCCGAUUCAGGGAGCUUAGCCCCCAACCUCACAAAUGAGAAGAGACAUCCCUGAAAGGCAUCUAGAGAUCUCUCUCCUCUGGUGGAUCUGGAGCCGUGGAGGAUGGAGCCCUUGGACCAGAGAAGAACUGACUCUGAUCAAGAGGAGGGCUUUGGGGUGCAGUCCCGGAGGGCCACUGAUCUGGGCAUGGUCCCCAAUCUCCGACGAAGCAAUAGCAGUCUUUGCAAGAGCAGGAGGCUUCUGUGCUCCUUCAGCAGUGAGAAGCAAGAAAACCUUAGCUCAUGGAUUCCCGAGAACAUCAAGAAGAAGGAAUGUGUGUAUUUCGUGGAAAGUUCCAAGCUCUCGGAUGCAGGGAAGGUAGUGUGUGAGUGUGGUUACACCCACGAGCAGCACAUUGAAGUGGCCAUCAAGCCUCACACCUUCCAGGGCAAGGAGUGGGACCCAAAGAAACACGUCCAUGAGAUGCCUACAGAUGCCUUUGGUGACAUUGUCUUCACCGGCCUGAGCCAGAAAGUGGGGAAGUAUGUCCGACUCUCCCAGGACACGUCGUCCAUUGUCAUCUACCAGCUUAUGACACAGCACUGGGGCCUGGAUGUCCCCAGCCUCCUCAUCUCUGUGACCGGUGGGGCCAAGAACUUCAACAUGAAGCUGAGGUUGAAGAGCAUCUUCCGGAGAGGCCUGGUUAAGGUGGCCCAAACCACGGGGGCCUGGAUCAUCACUGGGGGUUCCCACACCGGUGUGAUGAAGCAGGUGGGCGAGGCGGUACGGGACUUCAGCCUAAGCAGCAGCUGCAAAGAAGGCGACGUCAUCACCAUCGGCAUAGCCACGUGGGGCACCAUCCACAACCGUGAGGCACUGAUCCAUCCCAUGGGAGGCUUCCCCGCUGAGUACAUGCUGGAUGAGGAAGGCCAAGGGAACCUGACCUGCCUGGACAGCAACCACUCCCACUUCAUCCUGGUGGAUGAUGGGACCCACGGGCAGUAUGGUGUGGAGAUUCCGCUGAGGACUAAGCUGGAGAAGUUCAUAUCGGAGCAAACGAAGGAAAGAGGGGGUGUGGCCAUUAAGAUCCCCAUUGUCUGCGUGGUGUUGGAGGGUGGCCCUGGCACUCUGCAUACCAUCUACAACGCCAUCACCAAUGGCACACCCUGCGUGAUAGUGGAGGGCUCCGGCCGAGUGGCUGACGUCAUCGCUCAGGUGGCCGCUCUGCCCGUCUCUGAGAUCACCAUCUCCCUGAUCCAGCAGAAGCUCAGCGUCUUCUUCCAGGAGAUGUUUGAGACUUUCACCGAAAACCAGAUUGUGGAAUGGACCAAAAAGAUCCAAGAUAUUGUCAGGAGGCGGCAGCUGCUGACGGUCUUCCGGGAAGGCAAGGAUGGUCAGCAGGAUGUGGAUGUUGCCAUUCUGCAAGCUUUACUGAAAGCCUCUCGAAGCCAAGAUCACUUCGGCCACGAGAACUGGGACCAUCAGCUGAAGCUGGCCGUGGCCUGGAACCGUGUGGACAUCGCCCGCAGUGAGAUCUUCACCGAUGAGUGGCAGUGGAAGCCUUCAGACCUGCAUCCCAUGAUGACGGCUGCCCUCAUCUCCAAUAAGCCUGAGUUUGUGAGGCUCUUUCUGGAGAACGGGGUGCGGCUGAAGGAGUUUGUCACCUGGGAUACUCUUCUCUGCCUCUACGAGAACCUGGAGCCAUCCUGCCUUUUCCACAGCAAGCUGCAGAAGGUGCUGGCAGAAGAGCAUGAACGCUUAGCCUAUGCAUCUGAGACACCCCGGCUGCAAAUGCACCAUGUGGCCCAGGUGCUGCGUGAGCUCCUCGGAGACUCCACACAGCUGCUGUAUCCCCGGCCCCGGUACACUGACCGGCCACGGCUCUCGCUGCCCAUGCCACACAUCAAACUCAACGUGCAAGGAGUGAGCCUCCGGUCUCUCUAUAAGCGAUCAACAGGCCACGUUACCUUCACCAUUGACCCAGUCCGCGAUCUUCUCAUUUGGGCCAUCAUCCAGAACCACAGGGAGCUGGCGGGCAUCAUCUGGGCUCAGAGCCAGGACUGCACAGCAGCCGCACUGGCCUGCAGCAAGAUCCUGAAGGAGCUGUCCAAGGAGGAGGAAGAUACAGACAGCUCUGAGGAGAUGCUGGCACUCGCGGAUGAGUUUGAGCAUAGAGCUAUCGGUGUCUUCACCGAGUGCUACAGAAAGGAUGAGGAAAGAGCCCAGAAGCUGCUUGUCCGUGUGUCUGAGGCCUGGGGGAAGACCACCUGCCUGCAGCUGGCCCUCGAGGCCAAGGACAUGAAAUUCGUGUCUCACGGAGGGAUCCAGGCUUUCCUAACAAAGGUGUGGUGGGGUCAGCUCUGCGUGGACAAUGGCCUGUGGAGGAUCAUCCUGUGCAUGCUGGCCUUCCCUCUGCUCUUCACUGGCUUCAUCUCCUUCAGGGAAAAGAGGCUGCAGGCACUGUGCCGCCUGGCCCGCGUCCGCGCCUUCUUCAACGCGCCGGUGGUCAUCUUCUACCUCAAUAUUCUCUCCUACUUUGCCUUCCUCUGCCUGUUUGCCUACGUGCUCAUGGUGGACUUUCAGCCCUCACCAUCCUGGUGCGAGUACCUCAUCUACCUGUGGCUCUUCUCCCUGGUGUGCGAGGAGACACGGCAGCUAUUCUACGAUCCCGAUGGCUGCGGGCUCAUGAAGAUGGCGUCCCUGUACUUCAGUGACUUCUGGAACAAACUGGACGUUGGGGCCAUUCUGCUCUUUAUAGCAGGACUGACCUGCCGACUCAUCCCAGCGACGCUGUACCCUGGGCGCAUCAUCCUGUCUUUGGACUUCAUUAUGUUCUGCCUCCGCCUCAUGCACAUCUUCACCAUUAGCAAGACACUGGGGCCCAAGAUAAUCAUCGUGAAGCGGAUGAUGAAGGACGUCUUCUUCUUCCUCUUUCUCCUGGCGGUGUGGGUGGUGUCCUUCGGAGUGGCCAAGCAGGCCAUCCUCAUCCACAAUGAGAGCCGCGUGGACUGGAUCUUCCGCGGAGUUAUCUAUCACUCUUACCUUACCAUCUUCGGGCAGAUCCCGACCUACAUUGACGGCGUGAAUUUCAGCAUGGACCAGUGCAGCCCCAAUGGUACAGACCCCUACAAGCCCAAGUGUCCUGAGAGUGACUGGACAGGGCAGGCACCCGCCUUCCCCGAGUGGCUGACAGUCACCCUUCUCUGCCUCUACCUGCUCUUCGCCAACAUCCUGCUGCUUAAUUUGCUCAUCGCCAUGUUCAACUACACCUUCCAGGAGGUGCAGGAGCACACAGACCAGAUCUGGAAGUUCCAGCGCCACGACCUGAUUGAGGAGUACCACGGCCGGCCCCCGGCCCCUCCCCCACUCAUCCUCCUCAGCCACCUGCAGCUCCUGAUCAAGAGGAUUGUCCUGAAGAUCCCCGCCAAGAGGCACAAGCAGCUCAAGAACAAGCUGGAGAAGAAUGAGGAGGCAGCCCUCCUGUCCUGGGAGCUCUACCUGAAGGAGAAUUACCUGCAGAACCAACAGUACCAGCACAAACAGCGGCCAGAGCAGAAGAUCCAGGACAUCAGUGAGAAAGUGGACACCAUGGUGGAUCUGUUGGACAUGGACCGUGUGAAGAGAUCAGGCUCCACAGAGCAGAGGCUGGCCUCCCUUGAGGAACAGGUGACUCAGAUGGGCAGAUCUUUGCACUGGAUCGUGACGACCCUGAAGGACAGUGGCUUUGGCUCAGGGGCCGGUGCACUGACCCUGGCCAGAAAGGAAAUGGACGUGAAUGGUCAUAGUCUUCCUCAGGUGGGGCCAUUAAUUUGGACAGGCCCUGUAGCAGCUGGCGAUGUUACCCCAGCUCAGUGUGGCUUUAGUGCAGCCCAAAGGGCCUUCGACGAGCCAGAUGCUGAGCUGAGUAUCAGGAAGAAAGGAGAGGAGGGAGGAGAUGGCUAUCAUGUGAGCGCCCGGCACCUCCUCUACCCUGAUGCCCGCAUCAUGCGCUUCCCCGUGCCUAAUGAGAAGGUGCCUUGGGAGGCAGAGUUUCUGAUCUACGACCCUCCGUUUUACACAGCUGAGAAGAAGGAUGCGACUCUCACAGACCCUGUGGGAGACACUGCAGAACCUCUGUCUAAGAUCAAUUACAACGUCGUGGACGGACUGAUGGACCGUUGCAGCUUCCAUGGGACCUAUGUGGUCCAAUAUGGGUUCCCUUUGAACCCCAUGGGCCGCACCGGGUUGCGUGGUCGUGGGAGCCUCAGCUGGUUUGGUCCCAACCACACUCUGCAGCCAGUUGUUACCCGGUGGAAGAGGAACCAGGGUGGAGGCAUCUGCCGGAAGAGUGUCAGGAAGAUGUUGGAGGUGCUGGUCGUGAAGUUGCCUCAAUCCGAGCACUGGGCCUUGCCUGGGGGCUCUCGGGAGCCAGGGAAGAUGCUACCACGGAAGCUGAAACAGGUCCUCCAGCAGGAGUACUGGGUGACCUUUGAGACCUUGCUAAGGCAAGGUACAGAGGUGUACAAAGGAUACGUGGAUGACCCAAGGAACACGGACAAUGCCUGGAUCGAGACGGUGGCUGUCAGCAUCCAUUUCCAGGACCAGAAUGAUGUGGAGCUGAAGAGGUUGGAAGAGAACCUGCAAACUCAUGAUCCAAAGGAGUCGGCCCGUGGCUUGGAGAUGUCUACUGAAUGGCAGGUUGUAGACCGGCGGAUCCCUCUGUAUGUGAACCACAAGAAGAUCCUCCAAAAGGUGGCCUCGCUGUUUGGCGCUCACUUCUGACCGUGGGUUCUUGUGGAAGCUCCAGGGGAAGGGGUGAUCAUCCAUCAAUGACCCCCCUCCAAGACUUGGACUGGGUGGCAGGUUGGGGUACUGGGUUGGGGUGGUAGGUUGUAGGGCUGGGUUGGGUGACCACAGGGAUCUUAAUAAGUCCCCAGAGGUACUGUCCUGAAAGCCACGUCUGCCACAACAGGAGGAUCACAGCAUGAGGACAGAAGUAUUGUAUUCAGUGGCUCCUGAAAUCUAUGUCCUCAAGUGCCAUGCCUUGACUAGAGUUUAUGGGGCCCUGACCAGCACGAUGCUGCCACUACUCAUAGACCUGGUUGGAAGUGCUACCUCUAGGACAGGUGCUUUCCCUCGGAGGGACCUCUGUCCUCAUCGUGGGAGCCUUCUGUCCUAGGCAUAAGGUAGACAGAGGCUAUGCCUCCUUCAGGAAGAGACACUGCUCUCAUAACUCCUGGUCAGUGCUGAGUCACAGGCACUGAGGAAGGCCGUGAGGGCUUUGAGCUGGGAUCACUGUCAUCUCUAGACUUUAGAAGGGCUCCUCUGAGGACACUCGGGCAGGAGCACACCCUCCCUCAGCUCCAGUGCCAGCUCUGCUGGUCACAGAAAACACUGGAAGAGGACAACAGGGUCCCAUGUCACUGCUUCUAGAGAAAUGUACAACUGAGAACAAUAGGCUUUCUCUCACAGGGUAGGUGACGGGGUAGGUGACUCAAGGAUUGGUACUGGCUAGGAGAUCAACUCUGUAGUGGGGGGGGGUUGUUGGAGGAACGGGCAAUGUCCGGGUUUAAUGGGAUGGGGACAAUAAAGAAUGUGUAUGAUCAA